Messenger RNA from Crotalus tigris (Tiger rattlesnake), 8323 nucleotides. RefSeq names its product mitogen-activated protein kinase kinase kinase 3 (gene MAP3K3). The transcript has 18 exons. Gene Ontology annotation, biological process: protein phosphorylation. The record is from RefSeq and is a predicted model, not a curated record. Bases 2240 to 4180 code for a protein of 646 amino acids. Gene Ontology annotation, molecular function: protein binding; protein kinase activity; ATP binding. Lineage: Eukaryota; Metazoa; Chordata; Lepidosauria; Squamata; Viperidae.
AAAUCCUCAAAGUUACAUUGAGUAUAGCUGCAAUAUAGUUUUAGUAAAGUUUUAGUAAAGCUUUUUUUUUUCAUUAAAAAUAGAAAGUUGUUUAACCUGGAAAAGUUAUGUAACCUUAAUUGUUUAGAUUGUUACAGGGUUUUCUCUGGCUCUGGGAUUUUCAAACAUCUGCAACUUAUUGAACCUCUGUUAAAAACCACCUAGAUAUCCAUCUUACAAUCCUUUGGAUAGCCUCAUUCUCAACAGAGGCCGGUAAAAAAGGGUUUCCAAGAUAACUGAUCUCUUAGUGAUUAUUUCACACUUCUAACUUAUUUCUACAGCAUGACUGGUAGAUUGGUAAGGGAGCAUUUCCCCAAUAUCUGUAUAUCCAGGAGAGAAAAGUUGGAGUAUAAAUCUAAACAGAAGUAACAAGAUGGGUUAAAUGGUACAACUUGAGCUGGACUUAAUAAAGACAUAAAGGAUUGUCUGAAGUGGUAUAGUCUCCUGCUUGAGCAGGGAAUUGGACUAGAAGACCUCCAAGUUUCCUUUCAGUUCUGUUCUGAAUUGAUUCUACAUUGCUUUUUUUGUCAAGGGUGGUAAACUAGAUAAUAGGGAGAAAGUUAACAGGGUAUUGUUAAAGUGCUGUUCUGCUCUGCAGUGUGUGGUCCUGUCCUGCACUUAACAAUUUUUUGGCUAAUCUGGAAUGUUUAUGCAGGUUGAGAUCUGACUUGCUUUGUUAUCAGGUUUGCAGCUUAGAUCUUUUUUUAAUUUUAAAAUUUACUUGAAAGCAGAGCCAAAAGAGUAAAGAAACAAAAGAGGAAAAAAUAGAAAUAAAAUCAUGAGCUAUAUAAAAUGGAGUAAAAUUUUAAUAAUGUUAGAUUAAAACUGCAUAUAAAAAUGAUCUUGUAUCAGUUUAGUAUUUUGAAACCACUAUUGGUUAAGGCACGGAUUAGAAAGCAAGGAGACUAUGAAUUCUAGUCCUGCCAUACACCUGAAAACUAGCUGGGUGACUUUGGACCAAUUACUUUAUUUCAGCCAAACUAAUCUCACACAAUUGCUGUGGGGAAAAUAGGAAGCAGUGCCAGGUAUGUUCACUACUUUGAGUUAUUAAUAAAAAUAAAAGUAGAAUAAAAAAAGUAAAGAAACUAUGAUAAGAAACAUAAAUCACUAUAAAUAAUGGUCUGCCUUAUUGCAAAUCGGGCAUUUUACACCCUGGGUUAAGAAAAGAUCUGAUUUGGCACAAAAUUAUCUGCAAAGUUGCAGUCCAUAAAAGAUAUCCAGAUCAGAUUUGGACAAAAGACUAAGAGAGCCCCCAAAUUAUAAACUAGAUAAGGAAGUCGAACAAGAUCCCAGAAGGCACUAACAAACCUUUCAGUAUUGUCAAAAUAACAACACGGCAGUCACCGAGAUCAGAAUUCCAGUCCAUGAAGUCUGCAUUCAAGCACUAAUUUAAACGUUUAUAAGAUCAAGCUCCUCCUCUGAGCAUUAUCAAACAUGUUUUUUUCAAAAGGCAACUGGAUUGUUUUCCCUUUAGGAAGAAGAUAUUCUUCCCAUCCAAGAAGCUUCAUCAGUUGUAACUGGAUGGUGGGGGGAUAGAAGGACAGGUUCCUGUAGUCUGCAAGUUUUCUGGAAAUCCAUUCAUGCUCCCGCAACAUUCGAAGAUCAUCCCAAAGUGACAGAAUCUCCAUGUACACUCCUCUGAGGCCCGGAUUACCACGUGCAGAAGUCUAUCACGCCACGAUUGACUGAACGACCCCUCACAUCACUCACUCCCGGUACAGUAAUUGGCAGCUGAAAAUUUUAGUAGCCCCGCCUGUUCUUGAGAGUGCGCACGCGUACUUUUGCGCCGCUAGGGAGUCUUUAAGUUUCCACCAUAGGAACUGCGCGUGCGUGAGCGUAAGAGACUUGCAUAGAAUUUCAGCGCAUUUCUGUCGCUGAAGGAAGAAGUAGGAUACAUCGACGGAAGACGAGCGGAGGAGGAGCCGCUUGUUUCAGGCCUUAGGAAGGAGGUGGCUGAAGCGGGUACCUCUGCAAAAUCUUUGGUAUGAGGCGGCGGCGGCGGCGGCGGCGGCUGCUGUGAGGGCGAAAGGAAGAGGAGCCGAGCAAGAGGGGAAAGGAGGACAGCUGAGUGAAGGGUCCACAUCUCUCAGCCCGCCGUCCCAACCGCCAGAAUGGGAAUGAGAUAUUGCUGAUAGGCUGAUGACAUUCAAAUAUAUAUCACUACUCUGGACCAAAUGAACAGGAGGCUUUGAAUUCUAUCAUGAAGGACUUGGUUGCCCUCCAAAUGAGCCGGCGUCCCAGAUUGUCUGGCUUUGAUAGCAUGAAAAACAAAGAUUCUCCACAUUCCAAUAGACAGAAAAAACACAGUGCCAGCAGCCCAGGUCUCCUAAGCAACCUUAUGAUAAGAAAACAAAGUAGUCUUGCAGUAGAGGAAAAAAAGUCACAGAAUGACAUCAGGAUAAAGUUUGAACAUAAUGGAGAAAGGCGAAUCAUCCCCUUUACCCGGCCUGUCCGCUAUGAAGAUGUUCAGCAGAAAGUGAAAAUAGCUUUUGGGCAGCCACUGGAUCUUUACUACAUGAAUAAUGAGUUAUCUAUUCCUUUGAAAAGUCAAGAUGACCUUGAUAAGGCAAUAGAUCUGUUAGACCGAAGCUCAAAUGUGAAAAGCCUUAGAAUAUUGCUGCUGUCUCAGGAUAAAAAUCAUAUCAGUCUUUCAUCCCAUUCUGGGAUGUCAAAGCAAGUCAGAAUCAAAACUUCCCAAUCUACAGGAGAUGUAAACACUGCCUACCAGCCACUUGAAACCCGAAGCAAACACCUGUCCAUCAGCUCUCAGAAUACAGGUCGAAGUUCACCCCCACCAGGAUAUGUUCCAGAGAGACAGCAGCGAAUUGCUCGCCAGGGGUCUUAUACCAGCAUAAACAGUGAAGGAGAAUUUAUACCAGAAACCAAUGAACAAAGCAUGUUGGAUCCCUUAAGCAGUGCUGAAAAUUCCCUAUCUGGUAGUUAUCAGUCCUUGAGCCAGUCAGGAGAAAGCCUUUCAUUCCGAAAAUCCUGCAUGUCCAGAGCCCAGAGCUUUCCAGAUAAUAGGCAAGAUUUCUCAGAUCGUGAGAAUCAAAUCUUUGAUAAACCUGAGAAAGGAGGAACAUACCCUCGGCGUUACCAUGUCUCUAUGCAGUACAAAGAUUAUAAUGAUGGCCGGAGGACAUUUCCCCGCAUUCGGCGGCAACAGGGCAACCUCUUUACACUAGUACCAUCAAGCCGUUCCUUAAGUACCAAUGGGGAGAACCUUGGUCUGACGGUGCAGUAUCUAGACCCCUGUGGACGUAUGUGGAGUGCUGAAAGUGAGAAUACCCUCACUGUGCAGGAGAGAAACAUCCCAACUAAAUCUCCAAGUGCUCCAGUCAACUGGCGACGAGGGAAGCUCUUAGGACAAGGUGCCUUUGGUCGGGUAUACUUGUGCUAUGAUGUAGAUACAGGCAGAGAACUUGCAGCUAAACAGGUCCAGUUUGACCCAGACAGUCCCGAAACAAGCAAGGAAGUGAGUGCGUUGGAAUGUGAGAUUCAGCUACUGAAGAACCUUCAGCACGAGCGGAUUGUUCAAUAUUAUGGAUGUCUAAGAGACCGAGCAGAAAAAACCCUGAGCAUUUUCAUGGAGUACAUGCCAGGGGGUUCUGUCAAAGAUCAGCUGAAAGCCUAUGGUGCACUAACGGAAAAUGUGACUCGAAAAUACACUCGGCAGAUUCUUGAAGGAGUCUGUUAUCUUCACAGCAACAUGAUUGUACACAGAGAUAUAAAAGGAGCCAAUAUUCUUCGAGAUUCUGUGGGCAAUGUGAAGCUUGGAGAUUUUGGGGCUAGCAAGCGACUACAGACAAUCUGCAUGUCUGGGACUGGCAUCCGCUCUGUCACUGGCACCCCUUAUUGGAUGAGUCCAGAAGUGAUCAGUGGAGAGGGCUAUGGAAGAAAAGCUGACAUCUGGAGCCUUGCCUGUACUGUUGUGGAAAUGUUAACAGAGAAACCACCCUGGGCAGAAUAUGAAGCUAUGGCAGCCAUUUUCAAGAUUGCUACACAGCCUACUAACCCCCAGCUUCCUUCUCAUAUAUCAGAACCUUGCCGGGACUUCCUAAGGCAGAUCUUUGUGGAAGCCAGAAAGAGACCUUCAGCUGAAGAGUUGCUCCAGCAUCAUUUUGCUCAGCUCCCCUACUGAAUUACCAUCUCUGAAAUAGCCUUCCAUUUUUAGAUGAUACUGUUGUCUGAAGUGAUGUGGCCUGUAUCAGAGAAUCCAUUCCAUAAUGUUAGCAGAUAGACAUUCUGUUUGCCUAGUAAGGUAGUGUAUAAGGGCAAUGCAGAAGUCAGCCACUUUCAUUUUGGUAUCUUCAUUUGGGAUUGAUGUUUCCUCUGUAAUAACCCAUGUGCUGACAUGGUAUUUGGCAUGUGGCUAGGAACAGUCUAAAAUGCUUCAUUUGAAUAUAGAUCUAUCUCUGAAACUUGUGAAAAUGAAAAAGGAGAGAAUGGAUUCUGAGAACUGCUAAAAUCUAUAAAAAUGUGUACUGGGCUCAUACUAUCACUCUGUCUUACAGCUUUUCAGGUUGCAGGGUGUUGUUUUUCUUCAUUAGCCCUCUCAUAUCCAUGUUUCUGGAUAAUGAGAAUGGGGGAGGGGAUUCCCAUGGAUCAAAAAUACGAUGGAAUCUAGGCAAUAAAGUUCCCUGAAUGAAAUAAGGAAACCAAAUUCCAUUUAGGCAGAACAAUGUGUUCUAUAUCUAUGCUGUAAUCAUGGGCUAACCCAAUUUUUGUCUAGCAAAAAAAUCAGUAUUGUAGGGCUUGACACUUUUAACUUCUAUUUUUUUAGUCUUUAUGGCAUCAGAGAAACUAGGAAUUCACAUGGGAGAAGUUAAGAAUUUUUAGAAAUUAGCUGAAGCUGAGCAAGGCACAGUGCCCCUUCUGUGAAUAUUAAAAAUCAAUAGAUAAAAUGAGGAAUGUAUAUGAAAUUUUACAUUAUUUGCAGAAUUUAUCCAUAUUGUAGAAUGUGCCAUUUUAUGGAUUGUGUUGCACAGGAUAUCAUGUAAUAGAUUGUGGUGAGGACUAUUGUGAGAAAGCAUAUCAAUGUGCUGCGUUUAGAUGGAUGUUGAUAGGCUAAAACUUUCCCUUAACGGGUAGAGGUAUAUACAGUUAAGCUAUUAUGCUACAGUUAUAAUAGAUAUGAAAAUAUCUCAGUUACUGUGAGACAUUCAGUUUCAUAUACUUCCAUUAGAUAGCUUCGUCUAUUCCAGUGGUUCUCAACCUGUGGGUCGGGACCCCGUUUGGGGUCGAACGACCAUUUCACGGGGGUCGCCAAACAAGGCUGUCCGCCAUUUUUUCCCCGUUUUCUUUGGCCGUGCCCCUGGCACCCGGUGAUGUAUAAGUGGUUGGGGGGGUCACCACAACAUGGGGAACUGUAUUAUGGGGUCACGGCAUUAGAAAGGUUGAGAACCACUGGUCUAUUCCUAUUCCCUUUCACAGAAUAACCUUUUUUUCCUCUCCAAACUUCUGACCAAAGAUUAUUUCAUUGCUGCCAAGAUCAGUCUUCAAGGAGAGGCAAAGUAUUACUGCUGAGCCCACGCAGGAUUGUUCAUACUGAACAGAGCUUUCUUUUCCAGGGGCUUGUAAAGAAAAAAUUGGGGCAAGGAGAAGUGAAAUUGCUCAUCUGUCUUUAUUCAUUCUGGGUUUUUCCAUAUGCUUUUCUGAUUUUUAGAAGAAUAGCUUCUAAAGUUUGAGACCAUGUUUUCCCACAGUUCUGCAGUUUGUUAAAUUCUGCAUUGUUUUCUAAGAAACCUUUUUUUUAGAGGCACCUCUGUCAGAUUUGAGUACAAUUAAAGAAUUAAUUUCUUUAUCUCUCAAAUGCUUGGUUGCCAACAGCAUACCUUUAUUAUAUAAAAUGUUGGAUUAGAAUCAGAUACACUCAGACAGGAUCUCUACGAGAUCUAUGAGUAUCUCUGUUAUUCAUUAUGUAACAAAUCAUGUACACUACAGUAGCAUUAGGACAGAUGAACGAUGUGACCAAUGUGUUGCUUUGCAAACAGCAUUCUGCCGCUUGUGACACUUCAGGUGUUUGCUGUUAACCUUGCAAAGAAAUAUUAAUCUACCUUUGCUCUAGCCAACUUGUCAAAUGUUUGCUUCUCUGCAAAACUGAGAUUUAUUCUUAUCUGUCACUUUACACAAAGCUGCAUGUGGUAACUAUUGCAAUCUACCAGCCUCACAUGUUAGUGAAAGCAGGGUGGGGGAGCAAUGCUUUCAGUUAAUUAGCAGUUCUUCUUUUAAAGCAAAAUGCAAUUAAUACACAGAUAAAAGCAUUUUUUUCUGCUGUCUCGAGCCUUGUAGUGGUGGCAAAGUCCAGACCAACUAUCUUGAUGUACUCAGGUUUUUUGUCAUUUUUUUAAGAAUAUCUAUGGCUUUAUAACAAAUAAAAGCCAAAAUGUCUGUACAGAUCUAAAAAUGCCACAAUGAUUUUCUUUUUCACUUCAUUUGCCAACAUGUCUGUAGAUCUUGGUUUGUUGCCUUAACAACAUGUAUAUUCUUUUUCCAGACAACAAUGUUGAGUUAUGGUUUUUCCUGUGAUCUUAGCAAAUAACCAGCAGCAGAGUUGAACCCUAAUCUAUUUUUGAGAAUAUGAUAUGUUGCCUUGGCUCCUCACUGGGUGGAUAAGCAUAAGAAAAAAGCCAAAGCAUUAUUCAUAUGAUCAGCAGUGCACUUUUAUAAAUAUAUUUAUAUCACUUUCUUAUUAAGCAUUUUACUUCAUGUAAAAAAAUGAUGAUGUCUCAUACUUUUUAUUUAUGCCAUACUUGUUUAUGUUUAUAUGUGUGUACAGCAAUUGUUAUGGAAUGGGGAGGGAGAAAUUGACGUUGUGAAUUUUAAAAAAGGGGAAAGAAGCAGCUGGUUUUGCAAAGGUUUUGAUUAUUGUUUAUUACAAGAUGUGUCAGGUCAAAAUACCUUUUUGUUUCCUUGCUAAUCUUUUGCUGAGAAAAAAGUAAGUGAAAUAGAAUAGCAAUAUAGAAAUGGCAAUUUAGAAUGAUAGAAAGCCACAAAUUAGAUGUGUUAGAGACUACCAGUCUCAUGUGUUCCUGUUGAUAUAUCACACACAAUUUUGAUUGAGCUUAUUGCCAUUUCUUCACAAAACAACAGUGAUCUGCAUGGUUUCAGUGUAACCUCAUUUUAAGAUAGAUUUCACAUAUUGGUCUCACAAUUUUUGUAUGUCUGCAUUUCUGGAGCAUUUAAACUUUUUUUUAAAACAAAAUGGCUUAUUGUAUGCUUUAUUUACUUGUUGUAGAAUAUAUAUAUAAAUUGAGUGAAUAGCAUACAGAUAAUCUAAGAAGGCCAUGAUGUGGGAAACAGUCUUUGCAAUAUCUGAAUUACUAACAUUGAUAUACUGCUGUUCAGUGCAAUAAAUUUGUCCCUGAAAUUACAUCUAGAUAAUAUUCACUGGAGUUCUACAACAUCAAAUAAUUCAGGAGUGCUUACUUCCAGAUAAAUGCAUAAAGAAUUAUAGCCUUAAAAAUGCCCCGUUUUGUAAUUUAUCUUUUAUGCCAACUACUUCCAGACUUUCAAUAUUUUUGCCUUAUAAAAACCCCUAGGAAUCUCUUGUUUAUGGCCUCCUGAGGAAUUCAUCAUGCAGAUUUGCUUUUGGUCGGUUUCUGAUUCUCAUCAGUGCAAAUAAGAGAGUGAGAAAAAAAGGAUAUUUUGCAAAUUCUCUCACAGAACUGUAACUAUAAGCAAGGAAACAAAUACGUGUUUAGGCUUGGUACGACGAUUCUGUAUACUCCAGCUUCACCUGCCACUGUUCUGCUAAACAGCAUACAUUUAAAAUACCUUUUGUAUAGGAGCUAUUGCCAUCAGACAACAUGUAUCUCAUUAUUUUCCCUGAAUUACCUCAUAUAUGUGGGCUAAUUUAAUAUAUGAUUUGGAAAUUUGAGAGAUUGCAAAAAAAAAAAAAGAUUGGUGAUAUAUUUCUGUAAGAUUUCACAGCUAAUCUGAGAUACUCUUCACAUCAGAUCUUUGAAUUUAUACCUUUGAAUAUGAUAGUAUGUCUGACUUUAACUAAAUUUACCCAAGAAAUUACUGAGAUUGGGUAAUUAAGUUUGCAGCCUUCUGUAUAUUUUACACUGCCAAUGCUAGAACAGAUAUUUUAAUUUAAUGAAACUCAAAGAGAGCUUUGUAGAACAUUCUGUGAUUUAUCAUUUGGACCUGGAGUAUACAGAAGACCUUGAAGUACUUCUAUGUUUCUAAUUUUUAUGAAUUUCUAUAAUGACUGAGGCUUGCAGUGCAAAGCCAGGCCAAUGUGUAACUUUUAUUUACAAUAAAAUAUAAUUUUCAGCUA